This is a messenger RNA of Penicillium antarcticum, 933 nucleotides long. RefSeq names its product histidinol-phosphatase. Gene Ontology annotation, molecular function: histidinol-phosphatase activity. The transcript has 3 exons. Lineage: Eukaryota; Fungi; Ascomycota; Eurotiomycetes; Eurotiales; Aspergillaceae. The coding region runs from base 1 to 933 and encodes 310 amino acids. Gene Ontology annotation, cellular component: cytoplasm. The record is from RefSeq and is a predicted model, not a curated record. Gene Ontology annotation, biological process: L-histidine biosynthetic process.
AUGCCUUUCUCACACCAUAGUCAUUCGGGCCAAUUCUGCCCAGGCCAUGCUCAAAAUUCUUUGGAAGAUGUGAUCCGGACUGCUAUCAGCAAGAAGAUGCAAGUCUUCUGCUUGACUGAGCAUAUGCCCCGCCAUAAAGAAGAUUUCUACCCCGAAGAAGUUGAGUCCGGCAAUACAGAGGCUAGUCACGAAGCAAAUGAAGCCGCCUACUGGGAAGAAGCAGCCCGGUUGCGCGAGAAAUAUGCCUCGCAGAUCAAAAUCAUCAUCGGGUUCGAGAUUGAUUGGAUUCGCCCUGCCUCAAAAGAACUCAUUGACCGUUCACUUUCUCGGUUCCCUUUUGAAUUCUUUAUCGGUUCAAUCCAUCAUAUGCACACUGUGCCGAUCGACUAUGACAGGCCUAUGUAUGAGCAGGCCCGAGAGCUAGCUGGCGGUACUGACGAGCGGCUGUUCGAGGACUAUUUCGAUGCUCAGCUAGAUAUGCUGCAGCAAUUGAAACCUCUUGUUGUAGGUCAUUUUGACUUGAUUCGUCUCAAGAGUGAUGAUAUGGAACGCAGUUUCACUUCGUGGCCUAGGGUCUGGAGCAAAGUCCUGCGGAACUUGGACUUUAUUGCCUCCUACGGUGGCAUGUUGGAGCUCAACUCUGCUGCACUUCGGAAGGGCAUGAGUGAGCCAUACCCUAAAGCAGAGAUUUGCAAGGAAUUUGGCGCGCGUGGUGGUCGUUUUUGUCUGUCCGAUGACAGCCAUGGUGUUGAUCAAGUUGCCCUGAAUUUCCACCGUGUGUUGGAGUUUUUGGAUCGCGCUGGCAUUUCAACUUUGCAUUAUCUGCAACUAGAGCCAACAGUUGGUUCGAAUGUGCCCGAUGCGAGGUUCCCCAACACGCAAAUAGCAUACAUCUCAGUAGAAGACUUGGGGAAGAUGGCAUUUUGGUCUUAA